This is a messenger RNA of Grammomys surdaster, 929 nucleotides long. RefSeq names its product host cell factor C1 regulator 1 (gene Hcfc1r1). The record is from RefSeq and is a predicted model, not a curated record. Bases 364 to 714 code for a protein of 116 amino acids. Lineage: Eukaryota; Metazoa; Chordata; Mammalia; Rodentia; Muridae. The transcript has 3 exons.
UCUCGACUCCGGACGUGCCUGGGGGUGGCUCUUCUCGUUGCGCCCCAAACUUGGCACUGCCUGUCGCCCAACAACUAAGGCGGCAGAUCCGUGCUGUCUCGAACCACACAAAUCUAGGAGAGCUCCACGAAGCACCCUGACACAGCUAAGCAGCGCCCAGAGCUGCCCAGCCACGCCGGAUCCCCUCCCCCACCACGCCGACCUGUCCCGCCUUCUAACCUCGUACGGCUUCUUCCGCGCCUGCGUAGAACGUCUCCAGUGCGCACGCCAGUGGCCCCGCCUCUCGCGCUGUACCACGCCCUCAAAGGCUCCGCCUCUGCUGCGUGAAUCCCACCCCUCUAUCUGCAGGACCCCCGAGUCGUAAUGAUCCUGCAACAGCCCCUGGAGCGAGGUCCCCCAGGUCGGGACCCACGGGCCACCACUGGGGUGACUCGCGGCCUGGACGCCAGAGAACCUUUGCACAAGCAAUUCCUGUCUGAGGAGAACAUGGCCACCCAUUUCUCCCGACUCAGCCUACAUAAUGACCACCCCUACUGCAGUCCCCCUGUGACUUUUCCCGAAGCCCUGCCACCACUCAGGAGCCCUUGCCCAGAGCUGCUUCUCUGGCGUUAUCCUGGGAGCAUGAUUCCUGAGGCCCUCAGGCUGCUGAGGCUGGGGGAUACCCCCAGUCCCUACUACCCUGCUUCCCCAGCUGGGGAUAUCAUGGAGCUCUGAAUGUUGAUGGCCUGUGUCCCUUCCCACCUUCUUCCUGACAACAAAGACCAGCAACUCCCAGAAAGGGAUGAAGUCCUUCUCCAAACCAGGUGCCUGGCCACCAUGACCCUCCCCCUCACAGGAGGACACUGAGCUUGGUGGAGCCUCAGUGAGAGGCAGCCUGGGAAAGGAAAAGUGUCACCCCAUUAGUGAAUAAAGAUCUGUGAGCAGUUGAA